AUGCCUGCUCUUGAGUUUGCAAGCUCGGUGGGAAACACCCUUCACCACUUGUUGACUGGCUCCUAUACCAACACCACCCUGUUUCUUCUCGCCUUUGAUACUGUUGCUCGCACUUUGACGUUGAACUCCACGGUCCCUGGAUUCGGUCUUCAUCAAUUUGUCACCAGCAAUGCCGCCAAGGACAGGGUCUAUGCCACCGCCAUGAGCGAACCUCCUCAGCUCUUUUCCUGGUCGGUUGAUGAGAACUACAAGUUUACUUAUCUUGAUACUGUCAACAUUACUUCUUCAUCUUGCUACAUUUCCGACGACGGUAACCUGGCUUUCUCUUCUGGAGGUUCAACUGCCCAUAUCCAUGCCCUCACUGAGAAUGGAGGACUCGGCGAAAUGGUCGACGAGCUCUACAUGGUGCCAAAAGAGGAGAUUAAAAACGUCAACAAAACUCGCGCGGCUGUGCUUUACGGUGCUCAUGCUUUUGAUGUCAACGUCAACCGCAAGGGCUUUGUUCCCCAUUUGGGCAUGAACUCAAUCUUCAUGUACGACAUUGCCGAAAAUGGCACCGCUACUCCUUUGUCUAUCAAUCUUAGCCCUUCUGAGGGUGAUGGCCCUCGUAACUCCCUCUCAAGCAAAGAUGGAAAGCUUCUAUACGUGAUGACUGAGCACAACCAAUGGCUUGACGUUUACAAGGUCCAUGACACUCAGCUUGAGCAUAUCCAGCGAGGAAGUGCGAUUCCCGACGAUGUACGAGGCUCCUACACUUUCCGCAGCAACACUGUCCAAAUGUCCCGGGAUGGAAAGUAUCUAUUCACUAGUACCCGCAGCUGGAACAAUACCGAAGUCAACGGAUAUGUCGCUGCAUUCGCUCUGGAUAAACAUGGCAAGCUCAAGAAGGAGAAGGCCGUCACUUUCUACGAGGCACCCGUGACUCUUGGUUCUUCAGGCGGCCUACGAGUUCUUCCAUGGGGUGACGAGACAACUCAAGACCCCAAAGGAAUUAGUGACUACAUGUAUCUUAGCGACACUUCUGAAGGUUGGAUGUUUAUAUUGGGCUGGACUCCUUCGAACCAUAGUCUGGAUGUCGUGGCUUCUCUACACUACCCGGAUAACCAGACUCCCUACGAAGCUACUUGGUUGGACUGA
Fusarium pseudograminearum CS3096 is the source of this 1137-nucleotide messenger RNA. RefSeq lists its product as uncharacterized. Gene Ontology annotation, molecular function: protein binding; 6-phosphogluconolactonase activity. Lineage: Eukaryota; Fungi; Ascomycota; Sordariomycetes; Hypocreales; Nectriaceae. The transcript is spliced from 7 exons. The record is from RefSeq and is a predicted model, not a curated record. Bases 1 to 1137 code for a protein of 378 amino acids.